This is a messenger RNA of Eucalyptus grandis, 943 nucleotides long. Its product is annotated as pathogen-related protein. The record is from RefSeq and is a predicted model, not a curated record. NCBI's taxonomy places the organism in Eukaryota, Viridiplantae, Streptophyta, Magnoliopsida, Myrtales, Myrtaceae. The transcript has 4 exons. Bases 85 to 804 code for a protein of 239 amino acids.
GGUCGUCGUCAGCCGUCGGGUACUCGCGUUUCCUAUAUAUAAGGAGGCCCAUUUACUGGCAAUCUCAUUGUGAAGCUGAAUACGAUGGCAUCUUCGGGCUCCGGGGAAGACAAGUACCGGUCUUUCAUGAGCGGUGAUGGAGAGAAGAACACCAAGUGGAGAUUUGGCGGCCCCCCGAACUACGACGUCGUCAACAAGCUGUUUGAGGAAGGCCGAACUCAGAUAUGGCCACCCGGUUCCCUAGAGGAAAAAGUGCAGAACCUCGUGAAGUCUUGGGAAAUGGAGAUGUUCCACAAGGCGGACCCAGAGGACUUCAAAACAGCUGACCCCAAAAAGCUCACUUUGAGCCUAAAUGGGAGGAAAGCCCAGAGCUUGGCAGAUGUGGGCAAGAUUGGAGGGGGCUACAACUUCUUCCUGCAGACCGCUCUGCCGGACAACCUGCGGUUCUACAAUCCGGAGGGCGAGAACUUCAACUCAGCCCUUGUGGCCUUCACAACGACAUUCCCGCGCGGUUUUGCAGUGGAAAUUAUUCAGGUUUAUACAGGACCACCCGUGAUUGCUUACAAGUUCAGGCACUGGGGUUACAUGGAAGGCCCCUUCAAGGGCCAUGCCCCGACAGGCGAAAAGGUCCAAUUUUUUGGGAUCGGGAUAUUCGAGCUCGAUGAGAAUGAGAAAAUUGUGAAGGUGGAGUUCUUUUGCGACCGCGGCGAGCUUCUCGGAGGUCUGAUGAGAGGAGCAACCUUGCAGAGUUCUGGUGAAGAAUCUUCAGCCACAGGCUGCCCUUUCAUGAGCAACACCGGUUGACUCAAACAGAAAGAUAAAAAGGAAUAAAAGCAGGGGAAGAUGUCGUGUGUAGUCCCUUCUGUUGCUUCUUUUGUGAUCAUAUCAUGUCUCUUUUGCAAUGAAUAAUUCCACCAGAGCACAAUGUCUGAGUUUCGGUCCA